Mytilinidion resinicola is the source of this 1055-nucleotide messenger RNA. RefSeq lists its product as uncharacterized. The coding region runs from base 265 to 855 and encodes 196 amino acids. The transcript has 3 exons. The record is from RefSeq and is a predicted model, not a curated record. NCBI's taxonomy places the organism in Eukaryota, Fungi, Ascomycota, Dothideomycetes, Mytilinidiales, Mytilinidiaceae.
GCAGGCUGCAAUUGCGCCUGCUGUCUUAUCGUCGCUCAUUUCCAGCUCACCUCGAGCUCCACGUUGCUCUCUUCUUCGCCGCAUCACAGCUCACCCCACCAACGCCAUCCCAGCACCAUCCCGCACCCAUCCGCCACAAACAACACCACCCAGCCAACUUCCAACGACGCGCAUACACACCUCCUCACUCCUCGCGCAACCACCACUCCAGCGCAUCGCACGCUUCACACCCACAUCGCAACAGCCUCCAGGCUCGCACCAGCCAUGCCCGCCAUCCCAAUCGUCGCCCGCGCCUCCGCGGCGCACGCCGAGUCCUCGCUCCGCCGCCUGCUCCCCCGUCUCUCCACCACCGCCGCGCAGCUCCUGCGCCGGAUACCGCGCCCCUCGCUCGCCGCAGCGCCGAAGCCGCACCCCGCGUCCCGCGCCACCACGGGCAUAAUACCGACGUACUACGAGUUCAACGGCCCGACGCCCGGCACCACCGCCGGCAUCGUGCUCGGCAGCGUCGCGGGCUUCCUGUUCCUCAUCUGGCUCUUCUACUCGCUGUUCGGCGGCAACAUGUUCUCGGUGGCGGGGGGCGAGGAGGUGGUGGUUAGGCGGCGGCGGUCGCGGAGCCCGGGGCAUUCGCGGCGGAGUCGGCGCAGUACGAGGACCGAGGUGCGGGAGGUUAGUCGGAGUCCAAGGCGGGAGAGGGUGAUUGUGGAGGAGAGGAGGGAGAGGCCGCGCCCGAGGAGUAUUAUCGUUGAGGAGAGGAGUAGGGUGCCGGGGGAUGAUAUUGUGGAGGUUAUUGAGGAGGAGGAUAUCAGACCGCCGAGGCGGGGGAGUGGGAGGAGGGGGAGUGGGUAUGGAUACUAGAUAUCCCGACUCGAUUGCACGUACCUCCAACUACUACCACUCUUUCGCCGCUGGCUGUGGUGCUUCGAUUUCUUCUCAAGAGCUUCAACGAAAUGAGAGUUGCCGAAUCUGAACAGACAUUUCAUCCGACCCAGGACCACUCAGAUCCGCCCCGAAACUCCAUCUGCCACUAUUUCCACACCCUCACAUACCUUUUCCAG